AUGAGGUGGUUUGGGGUCCUCGGGCUGGUGGCCCUUUCAGAAUGCUUAGUCACAAUCCCUCUGACAAGGGUCAAGUCCAUGCGAGAAAACCUCAGGGAGAAAGACAAGCUUCGCGAUUACCUUGAGAAGCAUCCUUACAACCUGGCCUACAAGUUUGUGGACUCUGCAGAUCUGGACCAGGGGAUAUAUUACGAACCCAUGAGGAACUACCUGGAUCUGGCCUAUGUCGGCACCAUCAGCAUUGGAACGCCCCCACAGGAGUUCAAGGUCAUCUUUGACACAGGCUCGACGGACUUGUGGGUGCCCUCCAUCUACUGCACCAGCCCUGCCUGCUCUAAUCACAAUGUCUUCAACCCUCUGCUGUCCUCCACGUUCCGGGCCUUGGGACGGCCCAUCCACCUCCAGUACGGCACUGGGAUGAUGUCAGGAUUUCUUGCUUAUGACAACGUUCAGUUCGGGGGCCUCGUUGAUGAAUCUCAGGCAUUUGGCCUGAGCCUGAGGGAACCCGGCAAGUUCAUGGAAUAUGCAGUCUUUGACGGCAUCCUGGGCCUGGGCUACCCCAGCCUUGGCCUCCAAGGGAUCACCCCCGUCUUCGACAACCUGUGGAAACAAGGUCUCAUUUCUGAGGAGCUCUUCGCCUUCUACUUGAGCAAAAAGGAGGAAGAGGGCAGCAUGGUGAUGUUCGGUGGUGUGAACCACUCCUACUACAGUGGAGACCUCAACUGGGUGCCCGUCUCCAGACCCCUCUACUGGCAGUUAACCAUGGACAGCAUCUCCAUGAACGGGAAGGUUAUUGCUUGUGAUGGUGGCUGUGAGGCCAUUAUUGACACCGGAACCUCGUUGCUGAUCGGCCCACCUGACGUUGUCUUCAACAUCCAGAAGAUCAUUGAUGCCGAGCAGUCCUACAGUGGCGAGUACAUGAUUAACUGUACCGCCAUCAACACUCUGCCUGACAUCGUCUUCACCAUCAACGGCGUCGACUACCCAGUGCCAGCCAGUGCCUACAUCCGGGAGGAUCACCAGGGCACCUGCUACAGCAACUUUGAUGAAGGCACAGGCGGCCUCUUGCUCUCGGACUCCUGGAUUCUGGGUGAUGUCUUCCUGAGGCUGUAUUUUACCGUCUUCGAUCGCGCCAACAACACGAUUGGCUUGGCUCCGGCCGUGUAAAUGCAGGCGCUGCUUCAGGACGCAGCCACGCCCGCCCCGCACACGCGCGCGUGUGUGCACACACACGCACUCACUCGGCGCAUUCCUGCCCCAGGGCCAGCCGGAGCUCCGUCUGGGGCUCUGCAAAGCCCGCUCUCAGAAGAGAAUAAAAGACCUCAUUUUCCAUAGUGCUGACGUGAACGAGCGCCUCUCUUUGGAUCGGGGUGGGGGUUGCAUCGGAAUCGGGCACGACUCCAAAUCUAGCGGGGACCGCCCGUGAGGGGAGCCCAGCGCCAGCUGGGGGAGCUACCGGAAGGCUCCUGGGGACCCAGGAUGCAAGAGCCAGAGCAGGUCCACAGGGCUCGGUGACCCAGGAAAUCAAAACCAUCUGCUCAUUCUUUCUCUCCCUUCCUCUUUCCCUUCUGUCAUCUUUCAUCCUCUUCGCCCUGCGAGUUUCUUUCCUCAGUCUUCUACGAGCGGUGAAAGACCUCACUCCUGCCCGCCUCGGGGAUUUCUAGCCUUAAGGGAUGCAAAGCCAAAGGAAGAAACCCUGGAGGGCAGCUU
Mustela lutreola (European mink) is the source of this 1710-nucleotide messenger RNA. Its product is annotated as pepsin F-like. The record is from RefSeq and is a predicted model, not a curated record. The coding region runs from base 1 to 1167 and encodes 388 amino acids. Gene Ontology annotation, molecular function: aspartic-type endopeptidase activity. NCBI's taxonomy places the organism in Eukaryota, Metazoa, Chordata, Mammalia, Carnivora, Mustelidae. Gene Ontology annotation, biological process: proteolysis. The transcript is spliced from 9 exons.